Molecule: messenger RNA, 5535 nt
Organism: Hemiscyllium ocellatum (epaulette shark)
Lineage: Eukaryota; Metazoa; Chordata; Chondrichthyes; Orectolobiformes; Hemiscylliidae
Gene: ccdc141
Product: coiled-coil domain containing 141
Exons: 33
Coding region: 1-5535 (1844 amino acids)
Source: RefSeq, a predicted model, not a curated record
AUGUCCAGUGAAAGUGAUUCUGGAAGUCGACCUUCAGCAACAACAAUUAGUACUGUAGCUGUCCAGACAGGAGACUCAAGAAUUGUUGUAGCUGUACUGAAGUCAGGGACAUGUGUUGAGCUUCAGUUGGUUGAAUCAAUACCAAAUCUGCUUGAAAUUGGCAGCAAUGCAGAUGAAACCAGGAAAAUAUUGACUGAACAUGAGAUUCUUCUUGCUAAACUGAAGGCACAUGAAGGUGGUGUUCGGGAUUUGCUGCUUGAAGCUGACAAAACAGCAGAGGCCAAUAAAAACCAAAGCCAGCUGUAUGAUGAGAUGGGAAGAACUCUGGGAGUUAAUUGGACAACUCUCAACCAAUUGCUUGAAAAUCGAAAGAGACUUUUAAAAAUGGCCUCUGAGUUCUUUGAUCAAGCUUUAGAGUUUGCUAUAAAAAUUGAUGAAGCUGAAGAGUUUCUGAACAGUGCCCAAAUAUUUGAGGAUAUGGAAUCCUUGAAGCAACUUCUUCAUCAGCAUCAAGACCUUAAGAAAGUCCUUUUAACAAGCUCAAUGGUUCUUCUUAACAAAAGUCAAGAACUCCUUCAUGUAAUCAAAGAGUUCAAAAUCCCAGGACCGAAGGUACAUUCUGAGCUAACUCAUGGGGCUCACAACAGCUGUGUAAAAAUUGAGAGUCUAAUGGAACUGCUACAGGACAGGAGGAGACAGUUGGAGGAGCAAUCACAUCGUCAAAGACUGGACCUGGAGCGAAUUUUACAGAUCUAUGAAUGGGACCAGCAGGUAGACAAGGUGAUGCAAUGGUUCCAGCAUGAUGGUGAGACAUAUGUACAGAAUGAAACCUUAGGUUCAUCUCUGACUGAAAAUGAAUGGCUACUUCAGGAGCACCAUAAUGUUGAAUGUAAAGCCCAGGAAUUCACGUCUGUAGCUGAAAAGUUAAAAGCUGAAGCUGAUGAGAUUUUGCUGAUCGAAGACUUUACAGAUAAAGAACAGAUGGCAGCUCAAAAUCAGAAAUUGAAGCUGAUGUGUGAGAAGUUCUGGCUUCACAUGAAGGAACGAGAAUUAUUGCUCCAAGAGGCCCAUGAAUUUUUUGACAGUGCAAAUAAGGGAUUUGAUGUACUGGGAGGAUUAGAAAGUCAUCUGAAACACCUUAAUUUAAAGUCUCUGUGCUUGUCAGAACUCUCUAAAGAACAUGCUUCUGUGUGCCAGGCAAUCAAAGAUGCAACUUCAGAUGCUUUACUAAAGGGACAACUGCUCUUGAGUAAAAUUAAUCCCCAGAGAGCCACUGGAAUUCAGGAGAUGAUUGGCUACAUUCAACAGAGAGUAGAUCAUUUGACUGGACAAUGCUUUGCUCAUAAAGAGCUAGCUUUAAAGAAACAGCAAUUGACCACAUCCUUUGAUGAUCAAUUUGAAAAGGUCUCAGGAUGUCUCCAAGCAUACAGAUCACGCCUUUCCAGUACAUUAGAACCAGGUUCCUCUCUCUCUGAAAUUGAAGACAUUCUGAAUAAAUAUCUAGAAAUGGCUGAUCAGUUUAAGGAGGUAGAGAAUGAAUUAGCACACAUUACAGACAUCAUCAAGCAGGUAGAACUGUUUGAUGUCCCAGAAGUAAAAUUAUUUUCUGAGAGGUUUGUUAUCCUGAAUGCCGAAUGGAAAACAUUGUGUCGGAACCUGAAUAUACGGAUUGAACACUUGCAAUCUUAUAGGACAUUUCUAAAAGAAGCUGAAGAGGUUGAAGCAUCUAUGCGAAGUUUAGAAGAUUGUUUCCAGUCUCAUUUAACGAAGGAUAAUGAAGAAAAUGUCAGGUCAUUGUUGGAGCUUGCUGAUUCCAAAUGGCAGUUGGUCCUAAUGAAUUUUCUUUCCCUCCAAGAUCUGGGGUUCAACUUUAAGAGCACAGUAAAUAUGGUCAGUGGGGGCUUGAAUUUAAAUUUGCAACAAUCAGUAAAUGUCAUUGAAAAUACGAUUGAUCAACUAAAUAAGAGAAAACUUGCUCUCACAGAUCAGUGGACAAAUUACCAACUUGAGUUAAAUCAGAUGCAGUCUGUCAAAAAACAAUGGAAGAAAUUCAAAGAACAAUUUAAAAAGACAAUUCACUCUUUGAAGAUGCUGGAAAAAGACAUGAUUCCACAGUUUAGAAUUGACCUGGGUUGCAAUCUUGGGGCUAUUGUGGACCUGCAAGAUAAUUUCAAUAAAGCAAAACCUCAAUUGCAGCAGUUGAAUGCUGAGGUGGAAUACAGAAUAGCAAUAGCUGAGCUUUUGGCAUUGAAAGGUGUUUCCCUAAAGGAAAGAGAUGAAAAAGUCAUGGAGUUACAAAAUCUUCAUCAACAAGUUAAGGAUAAAAUAAAGGAAUAUGAAACGAUUUUUCUUAAGACAGUUAAAUUUCAUAAGACCAUUGAAGAGCUUGAGGACAUGAUGAAGGUCGGAGAGCUGGGAUAUCCAGAACUGUUAACAAUAUCUGACAGUAGCAGAGAAGCAAAGAUGCAACUUGGUCACCAUCGAGAAAAACAGUCACAUGUGAGCCAUUUGUAUAAAUUGUCCCUCACAUUAGCAAUGGAUAUCAUCUCCAUUACUCAGCAUUCUAGAUUCAUUGAGGCUUCGGUGGAUUCCCUGCAGCACAAAGUGAAAGCUUUAGAGAGUGAGAGUGCGCAGUGGAGUGCAAAGGCAGAUCAAUAUGGAGAAAAACUGGAAACAAAUUUGCAUUAUUGUACCAUGAAAGAAGAAAUAAAUGAGUUAAAGGAAUCCUACAAAGAACUCAAGAAGAAGUUUAAUAACUUGAAAUUUAAUUAUCUAAAGAAAAAUGAAAAGUUCCGCAAUCUGAAAGCUGUCAGAAAUCAAAUCCAGCAAGUUGAAAUAUAUACUGAAAGAUUUGAGAUAUUCAAAAAGAAAAUGAUUCAGUAUGUGGCAAAAGGCACUGCUGUACUGGAAAAGCAUAUCCCAAGAAUGGAAAUAAAUGUACUUGAAGAAUCCUUGAAUGAAGUGCAGAAACAAGUGAAUGAGCUUGACAGGACAGUGGAGGAAUACAAACAAAGCUUGGACAUGAUGAUGCAAUUACAACAGGCUAUGGAAGAGAGUCAAUUUUGGUGUGAGGAUGCAAGUGGUACAGUUGUUCGAGUUGGGAAGUAUUCUGCUGAGUGCAAGACAAAGGAAGCAGUGGGAAUUCUUUACAAGCAGUUUGAAAAGUUUAUGUGGCCUACCGUACCAGAACAAGAGAAGAGAAUCCAGCAAAUCACAGAAUUGGCAAUGCAGCUAUACGGUCCUGAAGAAGCAAAUAAAUUUGUGAAGAAAAUGGUAACAAAGUACAAUGAGAUUCUUGAAUCAAUAAAGGAACUUUGCAAUGGGUUAAGAGAGCUUGAAACAAAACUUCACGACAAGGCUGAAGCUUCAGAAAAUCCAGCAGAAAAUGCAAGUAAAUCAGGCGAAGCAAGAAAUUCUCAGCAGGAAAAACAGGUGGAAAUCAAUGAUUUUCAAUCAUCACCUGUUGAUGCAAACAUGCAAACGAUGGAGAGCCAAGAGCCAGGAAAAGUCACUAUGGCAUCAUUGAAACCUACUGUGGACUCACCUGAAGUUGCAAAAGAAACCAAAAAGCUAAAGGAAUCCUCUAUAAGUGUCUCAAAUCAUAAUCAAGUUGUAGGAUUACCCGCAGAAGACACCCAAGCAACAAAAGAUAGUGUGAAGAGCUACAGUGAAAGAGAGAUAUAUAUCCAAUGUUAUACCACCACCUUGUCCCAGCCAUUUAGAACCAAGCUGUCACAAUCAAAUUCGAUAUUUCCAUCAACAUAUUCCACUGAUUCUGAGAGAAGAGUUUUUGCCCUUCACCUCAUACAAAACACAUCGAAAGAGGCAAGGCUUCUCCCGACUGCUCUUGGGAACGAUUCAGAAAUAUCAGUGCCAAUUUCUUCUGCAGAUGAACAAAUGGAUGAAACGGAUAACAGGGGAACAUCGGAUAGUCAGACAGAACCGCAAAAUCACCCAUUGUCAUACAAUCAUCUUAUUCUUAAUCAAAACAUUGACCUUCAGCUACGUAAGGAUGAAUUACUGAAAACUCGAAUCUCUGACUCAGUUCCAGAAGAUCCAUAUUCACAAGAAGCUACUGAGCUAAUCCAUCCUUCCGCUGACGGCAGCACAGUGACAGAUGGAGAUCUGCAAAAUGAACUUUUAGUCGAUGAAAACCUGUCUGUUGAAGAAUACGAGUGCAUGUCUCCUGAUGACGUUUCCUUGCCUCCACUUCCUGAGACGCCUGAAUCGAACAUGCUCCAUUCUGAAACAGAAGUGGAUAAAAUGUCCAGAUUAAGUUCCCGCAGCCUAUAUGCUGGAUAUUUGACCGGCCAGCCACAAAUGCAAGCAAGCUAUAGUAGAAUGAUUGACAAUUCUGAUACACUAGCACCUGUUGGCACUGCUAGUGGAGUAAAUCACUCAAGACCACAAGUUUAUAGUGGAUUAGAAGGCAGUUUUGCAUCUCGUCCCAACCACAGCACUGAGCCCUGCACAAAAUACCGAUCCGAGUCUUUCUCUUGUAUCCACAGCCCACUGACAAUUCCUGAACCUGGUAUUGUUUCGAGCACCCUUUCACAUAUCUUAAAAUCCCAAAUGGUAACUAAUUCAUCAGCCUCUGAUUCCUUCUGUGAAGUGCAUGAGACUCAGCAACAGACUUAUAAUUUGCAUGAAAGUGUGACUGAAGGGCAGGAGUUGUUGCAUGAUCAUAAUAGGAGCUGUCUUAGAAAAGAAUUGAUGCAUGAUGCAGGGCAUCCAAUGGAUACUGUCAUCCAUGAGGAAAUCAGACAUACAUCAAGAACCGGAGCCAUGUGCCACUUGUCUGGCAACACACCCAACUUCUCCAAGCUCUUGUCUAAUGUCAAUGUGGUAGAAGGUUCUCCUGUGACCUUGGAAAUAGAAGUUACAGGAUUCCCAGAACCAACUUUGAUGUGGUACAAGAAUGGACAGAAGCUGACAACAGAUCAGCAUUUAAACAUUUCACAAAAGGAAGGCAAACACAUUCUUUUCAUUGAGAAGGUGUCUGAUAAAGAUGCUGGCAUUUAUGUUGCACGAGCUAAAAAUUCUAAUGGUACUAUCAGUUCCAGUGCUAUCCUUCAAGUACAAGUGAUGGGUCAACAUGCUCCUAAAUUUAUACAAAAAUUUGGCAACUCCGUUUUAAUGAAAGGAGAUGAUCUAAUACUCCAUUGUGUUAUAUCAGGUCAACCAGAACCAAGUGUUACAUGGUUAAAAGAUGAUGAGAUAAUUUCGCCCCCAAAAUCUAAUAGACAGCAUUUUGGUGAAAGUCAUGUAUUCACGAAAAGAAAUAUCGGCCCAGCUGACACUGGAAUGUAUAGUUGCAUUGCCAGAAACAUAAAAGGACAAGUGUGCUGUUCAGCUUCUGUAAUCGUUACAGACAAAAUUAUUGGGAAGUUAUCUAACAUUAGUAAGGAAACUCCAGAAAAGAGUCACGGAGUAAUGACAAAGCCUGUUCCAUUUACAAAUAUUUCUGAACAUGGAGCACCUUGUGACCAAAAUAAUCAAAACUCAGAGAUUGGACAAACAUGGUCAAGUACAUAA